Messenger RNA from Saccostrea cuccullata (small rock oyster), 1237 nucleotides. RefSeq lists its product as uncharacterized. The transcript is spliced from 2 exons. Bases 221 to 838 code for a protein of 205 amino acids. The record is from RefSeq and is a predicted model, not a curated record. Lineage: Eukaryota; Metazoa; Mollusca; Bivalvia; Ostreida; Ostreidae.
UGCAGUCUUAGAUAUGGGAAAUAUUUGGCCAGGUAAAUUUACAUCUAUCUUAAUCACACUGAGCGUUAUCAGUUUACACGGGUACAGUAGAACAGAAAUGUUUGCUUAGAUCGUCGUAUCCAAAGACAUUUUGACUUUGCUGUGGUUCGAGCGAUCUAUAAAAAAAUAUCAGGUAUUACAUGGGCGUAUUCUAACUGAGGACUUUGCAAAGAUUGCCGCAAUGUCAUCAAAAUAUGUGCGCUGGCUCACCAGUUUGGUUGUUCUUGGUUUCACUUCUCAUACAGGGUAUUGUCAAAACAUUAAAGUAGAGUACUUUUCAUCAGCGACAUUACCAUGUGAUAACAAAGACCUGAACUUUACAAUGAACCCUGGCGGACAGUCGGGGGUGGCCAGUAAGUAUUGGAUCCUCCCCACCGGAAGUCUAGUUGACAAUACUUCAAAAUCGGACCUGGUGGAGAAAAAUGUGUACCGCUGGACUCUGUCCGAAAAUUUCAGCAAUUUCAAUCUUACAAUAAACAGGGUAAAUGAUGAAGACUUUGGAAUGUACAUUUGUGUCAUUGUUUUUCGCGACAGCACUAUUAAGAUCGUUCGGCGGGGGCUGAACCUGGACGGAGCAGACUUCAGUAAGCUGGAGGAGAAGUAUAAAGAGAACGCCAUCAUCGGGGGAAUUGCAGCAGCUUGUCUGUUUGUGGUGUUCUCAGCAGCCUGUGUGAUAUGGCAAUGUCGGUAUAGUUCGCGAGAAAAAAGAACCCAGAAGGAGGGGUUAGAGAAAGGCGACCCGACCGAGAAAGCGUUCGAUAAUUCUGCCAUAGAAGUCGACGAAACAAAUCAUCUGUGAUCAUAUCAAUACAAGAAACAAUUUAAAUAAACCGCAUAAUCAGAAAUUAUUAGAAAUAACGUAACAUGACCAAUGAUAUAUACUUCUUGUGGAUUACAGAGUUUUGCUAAGUGUAACAUAAACGGAAACAGAUCACACAGAAAUUCUUGUAGAUAUUAUUCAGAAUUUAAUGCAUAACUGAUCAUUUCUACUCUCGAUCUAGUUUUUACUUUAAUAUCACUUGUCUUCCUAUUAUCAAUGUAUCAAUGCUUUACAUAAAUAUAAUGUGUAACUCUGUCUACGCAUUAAUGAGUCCCUAUCGCACAUGCAGCAAUGAAAUUCACCCAUUAAUAGAUCAGGGCUAUAGUAAUUGAGAUGUAUACAUUAGUUUGAUAAAAUGAUUUUUUUACAAACGUAAAA